Musa acuminata AAA Group (dessert banana) is the source of this 597-nucleotide messenger RNA. Its product is annotated as flavonol 4'-sulfotransferase-like. Gene Ontology annotation, biological process: sulfation. The transcript is spliced from 2 exons. The coding region runs from base 1 to 597 and encodes 198 amino acids. Gene Ontology annotation, molecular function: sulfotransferase activity. Gene Ontology annotation, cellular component: cytoplasm. Lineage: Eukaryota; Viridiplantae; Streptophyta; Magnoliopsida; Zingiberales; Musaceae. The record is from RefSeq and is a predicted model, not a curated record.
AUGGCCGAAGCGUUCGGAUCCCGCUUUCCAUCGAGGAUCGAAGAAGAAACCGAGAAGGAAGAAAUCCGCCACCGGACCUAUCAACACUUUCACACAUCUGGUGUCGGCACUACCAAGCUUAGAGUCCGGCUUUGUCGACUCUACAAUGGCUGGUAUGGGUUUCCGACGGACAUCGUAGGCACCAUGGUCGCCCAAAAAUACUUCAGAGCUCACCCCACCGACGUACUAAUCGCCACCAUCCCCAAGUCCGGCACCACAUGGAUGAUAGCUCUCGUCUUCUACAACAUUAACCGCGGCUCCCACGUCGACUCCCGACGAGCACUUGGAAAGGCCAAAGUAGGAGAACUACUGCAGGACACCGUAGCUCAGCUGAAGCGGGUGGCGGAGUUCCUUGGCUGCCCCUUCUUGGAGGAUGAGGAGAAGGAAGGGGUUAUCGAUGGCAUCGUGCGGUUGUGUGCCAUGGAGAGCUUAAGCAAUUUGAAGGUGAACAGGAGCGGCACGACGGACUUCGGGCGUUGGACGGUGGACAACAGCACCUUCUUCAGACGCGGGUGUGGUGGGGAAUUGGCUGAAUCAUCUCACGCCCGAGAUGGCUGA